AUGAGGAAGUUCAUGCGCACGCGCGCGCCCAGCGCCGCGCCGCACAAGGCCAACGGGAUCUCGAACUACAGCACGCCCUUCACUGUUGCAGACGGCGCGGGCCCGCGGCGCGACGACCACUCCACGCUGACCAGGUACUGGAGCGAGUCUGAGGAAUGCGGAGAGACGGACAAGGGCGCGCCGGGCCUGGGCCUACCGGUGGGCCUGGGAUUGCCGGGCCUGGGCCUGGCGCCCGACCUGCCGCUGUGGGAGGACCCCGAGUUCCCCGCCGCGCCCAGCAGCCUGGCGGACCGCCGCCUUGCACACCGCACGCACUGGCUGAGGCCGCACGAAAUAUGUUCCCGGCCUCGGUUUCUCGGUGACACCGCCGUGGAUGCAGAACUGUCCACCGAGGACAUGGAGCCCGAGGCCGACGAGCAGUUCGCGGCCAGGUGGAGCGUGUCGGCGGGCGAGGCGGGCGACCCGCACGUGUGCUGCGCGGCCGCCGCGCUGGCGCUCACGCCGCGGCUGCUGGCGCGCGUGGCGCCGCCGCAGAGCUUCCGCACGCGCUACAGCGGCCUCUUCCGCUUCAGGUUCUGGGUGUUCGGCACGUGGCGCGAGGUGGCGGUGGACGACCGGCUGCCGGCGCGCGGCGGCCGCCUGCUGGCCAGCCGCGCCGCGCUGCCGGACGACUUCACGCUGCCUCUGCUAGAAAAGGCCUACGCUAAGCUGCACGGGUCAUACGGCGCGCUGCGCGCGGGCAGCGCGGCGCGCGCGCUGCAGGAGCUGUCGGGCGGCGUGGUGCAGAGCUUCGCGCCGCCGCGCCAGCCGCGCGCGCUGCUGCUGCAGGUGCUGCACUCCGCCGUGCCGCGCUCCACGCUGCUGGUGGGAUCCGGGCGGCGGCUGCGGAACGGCCUGAUCCCGGGUCAGGCCUACUGCGUGACGGGGCUGGCGCGCGUGCGCGAGCCGGCGGGCGAGGACGAGGAGCACGGCGGCACGCUCGUGCGCGUGCGCGCGCCGUCCGGCCGCGGCGAGUGGGCGGGCGCCUGGGCGCGCGGCGGCCCGCAGUGGCGCGCGCUGGCCGAGGCCGACCGCGAGCUGCUGGCGCGCCGCGCCGCCGAGCCCGGGCACUUCUGGAUGACGUUCUCGGAUUUCGCGCGCUCGUUCGCGCGACUCGAGCUAGUGCACGUGGGGCCGGACGACUGGCUGAGCGAGCCGGCCCUGCACGGAAAGCGGCCGUGGCGCGCGGUGCUGGCGCGCCGGCGCUGGCGCUGCGGGUACAACGCGGGCGGCCCGCCGCGCUGCCGCGCCACCGCGCACGCCAACCCGCAGUUCCACGUGCAGGUGCCGCGCUCGGACGCCGGCAAGUGCCACGUGGUGGUGUCGGUGACGCAGCAGUACGCCGUGGGCGCGGGCCGGCGCGAGCGCCUGCACGGCAUCGGGUUCGCCGUGUACGAGCUGCCGCCGGGCGCCGCGCCGCACCGCGCCGCGCUGGCCGCCGCCGCGCUGCCCGCCCUGCGCGCGCUGGACGUGACGCACGAGUCGCGCGCCCGCGAGGUGGUGACGUUCUUCACGCUGCCGGCCGGCCAGUACCUGGUGAUGCCGCACACGCACCGCCCGCACGUCGAGGCCGCCUUCCUGCUGCGCAUCCUCACGGACGACCACACCGACGUCUGGGAGGUGAACGACGACAACGUGAUCAUCCGAGACAUCGCGGCCGAGUUCAUGGACGAGGGCCGCUCCCUACCGCCGGAGCUGCAGGUCGCCAUUGCGAAGACGGUCGGAAAACUGGAAAACGAGGAGGUAAAAUUAUAUAAAAAAUGCGCGGUGUGGUGCCCGCAGGUGGACGCGGCGGCGCUGCUGGCGCUGCUGCGGCGCGUGUGGCGGCGCGUGCUGCCGGCGCGGCCGUCGCUGGAGCUGAGCCGCGCGCUGGUGGCGCUGCGCGACCCGGCGCUGCGCGGGCGGCUGGCGGCGCGCGAGCUGCCGGCGCUGCUGGCGCGCCUGGCGCUGUGGCGCGCCGCGCUGGCGCCGCCCGGCCGCUGCGGCGCGCGCCUGCCCGCCCUCCGCCUGCGCGCGCUGCUGUGGGCGUGCGGCGUCAGCGCCUCCAACAAGGUGCUGGAGUGCCUGGUGCUGCGCUUCGCGCGCGGCGCGCAGCUGGCGCCCGCCGCCUGCGUCACGGCGCUGGCGCGGCUGCACCUGGCGCACGAGAGGUACCGCGCCCUCGACGCGAAGCUGAAGUCCAAUCCUCUCUCGCUGGAGGAGAUGAUCCUGAUGACGAUCUACUCGUGAGCCGUCUCGUCGUGGUUAGUCGCAGUCAGUCGCGGUCGACCGCGCUCGGCUGCAGUCAAUCGCAGGCAUCCGCGGGCGCUGUAGCACCGCGACGCUUGACACGAAACGUUGCCAGUUCCUGAAAACGAGUAGCCGAUCGAUCUUUAUAACCAGACAUUUGGAUAAAAAAGCUGAAUACCUUUAACCAGUCUGUUAUACUGCUAUUAGUACUGAUAAUUUGUUACUUAUAUCGCAAUGUGCCAAGAAAAACGAAACUAUGCAAAUUAAAAUCAAAAUAAAUUAGUAAAAUAACACUACGGGAAAUUUGACCGUCCCCGAGGCUUUUUAAGGUGCGCUAAUUGGGUCGAACAGUCAAAACCUCAUCUAAGUGUGUACUUAACUUUAUAUGCACGUUUUGUAACCGUAGACCUAACUGAAAGUAACGAACGCCAAACAGUUGUAACGUGUCCUCGUAAUAUUAAUCUUAUAGCUACCUACGUUUAGGUUGAUAAAUAAUACACUUGAUUGUGCCCGGGUCCUUCCGCGAGUCUCAGUGGAACGCCCCCUUAAUUCAGAGUCUAUUUAUGAAAGUCGUCGUUGAAACGAGUAUUAAAUACGUGAAGCUAUUUAUUAUUUAUUGUACUGUUAGUAUGAGCAGCGACCAAAGAUUCAAGUGCCGUCCGCUCGGUACGUGCUUCUAGUACAAAUCAGUUUGUAAUAUUUAUAAUGUUAUAUUGAACUAUUUAUAUUGCAAAAGCGAUUGAUAAAAAUUUAAUUUUAUUUAAAGCGGAAUCUUCCUCUACUCGAAUUGUUUUCUCCUAGUUUAUAUUGAAGAUAUUUUAUUGUUUUUUGUUAAAAAUAUCUUAAGGUGCAAUUUAUACCAACGUUAUAAAUGUGGUGCUAAGUCCAAAAGACGUCCAUAUUCAUAUUAUUGUUUAAGUCAAAAUAAGUCUCGCAAUGAAAACCCUAGAUACGUUGAGAAAAUAGACGUAAGUAGAAAGACGUAGUAAUAAUUUAUUGUUGCGUGAAUUGUGAUAAAAUAGCUCUAUUUACCAAAUAUAGUGCAGUUUAAAAUAAUGCAUGUACCUAUAUUUUAAACGCGAACACGUUAAUAAAAUCUAUGAAAAAACCA
Messenger RNA from Melitaea cinxia (Glanville fritillary), 3379 nucleotides. RefSeq names its product calpain-2 catalytic subunit-like. Gene Ontology annotation, molecular function: calcium-dependent cysteine-type endopeptidase activity. Gene Ontology annotation, biological process: proteolysis. The transcript has 15 exons. NCBI's taxonomy places the organism in Eukaryota, Metazoa, Arthropoda, Insecta, Lepidoptera, Nymphalidae. Gene Ontology annotation, cellular component: cytoplasm. The record is from RefSeq and is a predicted model, not a curated record. The coding region runs from base 1 to 2268 and encodes 755 amino acids.